Molecule: messenger RNA, 2503 nt
Organism: Dreissena polymorpha
Lineage: Eukaryota; Metazoa; Mollusca; Bivalvia; Myida; Dreissenidae
Product: cytochrome P450 10-like
Exons: 12
Coding region: 148-1818 (556 amino acids)
Biological process (GO): cholesterol metabolic process; glucocorticoid biosynthetic process; cortisol metabolic process
Cellular component (GO): mitochondrial inner membrane
Molecular function (GO): oxidoreductase activity, acting on paired donors, with incorporation or reduction of molecular oxygen; heme binding; iron ion binding
Source: RefSeq, a predicted model, not a curated record
CUUAAAUAACCAGGGCCGAGCCCAAUACAAUAAGGGAGUGAAACAAAAUUAAGCAAGCGAACAACUUUACAUUAAUUUAAAAAUCGAAACGUAUUUUUUGCGAACUUAAACUCCCAAGUGAAACGAAAGACACUUUCUAAAGACAAAAUGGCGGCCAUAAAAACAUGCAACAUGAUAAAAACAGUAAGCCCAAGCGCAUUGAAACGCGUUGUGUCAACAUCAGCAACAUCACGAAAUACCACAACGCCCUCGGCGUUUGUGCUUGAGCAAGAACGGACGGCAACUUGCCCGUUUAAAAACAUACUAAACACAAAACCAAUAAGGCGGAAUGAAUCUCAAACCUCGCGUGACAUACCAACCGCAUCUUCUGAACUGAAGAGCUUCGAAGAAAUUCCAGGACCCAAAGGUCUUCCGAUAGUGGGAACGUUAUUUGACUAUUUUAAGAAGGACGGUUUACGAUUUAACAAAAUGCACGAGGCAUACCAGAAGAGGGCAAUCGAACACGGUCCAAUUUACAAAGAAAAGAUUGCCACCAUCAGUACCGUGGUCGUCAGUGACCCCCGCGAGUACUCCAAGGUCAUAAGGUCAGAGGGCAGGUACCCGAUACGGCGUGAGAUGGAGCCCAUAGCUCACUACAGACGACAGAAAAAUCUCGACCUCGGACUCGUCAACGACAAAGGUGAGAACUGGUACAAGCUUCGAACGGUCACCGCACCAAAGAUGCUUAAAAUGAAGGAGGUGCUGGACUUCUGUGAACCGAUGAACGACGUUGGAAACGAUUUUGUCGCGCACCUGGCCGACAUGCGUCAAUCCAACGAUGAGGUGGUCGGCCUCGAGAAGGAACUCUUCAAAUGGUCUUUUGAAUCAAUCGGUACGUUCCUUUUCGAGGAGAGGAUCGGCUGCUUCUCCAAACCGACGCCGACCAAAGCGCAACAGUUCAUCGAUCAUUUACAGGAGUUUUUCAAGUACCUCCAGCCCCUCAUGUUCAACGUGCCAAUCUACAAACUCUACCCAACGAAACUGUGGAAGAAGUUUGAGUACCACUCGGACGCCGUCUUCCAACUGGGCCGGUAUUUCAUCAAUAAGAAAGUCGCGGAGUUAGAGAAGGCAGCGCAGCUCCCUUCGGCAUCUCAGGGCCCGGCAUCGGAACAGCGGGUCCCCUUCCUGACGUACAUGCUCUCACAGGAGUCGCUUACAACCGACGACGCCCUAUCAACCGCCGUUGACCUCCUUGUGGCCGCUACUGAAAAUACGGCCAACGCCAUGCUGUGGACCUUAUACUGCUUGGCUGAGAAUCCGGAGGCACAACAAAAGAUGUACGAAGAAACCAAGGCCGUUUUGGGUGAUAGCAAGGAAAUCAACGCCAAAAACAUCUCCAAACUGACAUAUGUGAAGGCAGUACUCAAGGAGGCCCUUCGCAAAUACCCUGUUUCUUGGGCCACCAGUAGAAUAACACAGGAGGACAUGGAGGUGUGCGGGCACCACAUUCCAGCCGGGACGCACAUACAGGCAAACUUAUACGGGAUGUUUCGCGACGAGAAGCUCUUUCACGACAACGACAGCUUCAAGCCGGAGCGGUGGCUGAAAGACAGCAAGAUGGACGCCACACUGAAGGGCCUUUCCAGCCUCGUUUGGGGUCACGGAGCACGCAUGUGCAUUGGACGACGAUUUGCCGAACAAGAAAUGCACAUCGCCCUUACAAAGAUUGUGCAAAACUUCAACUUGCAGUACGAACGUGAGCCCAUUCAUGCUACGCUAAACACCGUGAUGACCCCCGAUCGACCAUUGGUGAUCAAGUUCGAACCCCGGUCAUUAUAGCGACCACAGCCCAACCCCACAAAACCACAAUAAUUUAUUUAUUACUCGUUAAACCGUCAGCGCACACAGCCGACUUUGUUCCUAAGCGUGAUUGCGUUGUGUUUUUGUGUGUAUGUAAGAUGGAAUGAAUUUCAGCAUUUUUCAAACGGACAAAACGCACUAUGUAUGCAGUGUACGCGUUUUACCCACAAAAAAUCUACCGUUUUUCUGGGACACACUUUCUACUAAAAGGUGGGAGUGCCAAAACGGUUAUGUUGAGUUUCGAUAUUUGGCUCAAAUCGUAGACAUUUGUUGAACGUUUAUCAUAGUAUACAUGUAUAACAUGAUAAAAGGAAAGCAAUGAGAUUUAUCAAGUUCUCUUCCAAGUUUCUUGACUGAACGACUUGGUGUUUGAAGCAGUCAUUGUUUUCAUUCCUUUGGAGAUGUAACUGGCUAAGAUUUGUAUGUGUCCCUGGCAAAAAUAUUGCGAACGCUUCUGUAUGUACAUGUUGAGGUUUCCGUGUUGGUAUAGAAAAGAGCCUUCCUUAGCCCUUUGCAUGCUGGGACAUUUUUCGUCUGCUAAAAUGUCGUCUGCUGAAUUUCUACAAUUAGCAUUUCUUCGAUUUUUUUUCAAAAAAUACUAUCAGAAUAGCAAACAGUUUGGAUCCAGAUGAGACGCCACGUUCUGCGGCGUCUCAUCUGGAUC